Hemibagrus wyckioides is the source of this 3029-nucleotide messenger RNA. It is a transcript of the gene cyp27c1, whose product is annotated as cytochrome P450 27C1. Lineage: Eukaryota; Metazoa; Chordata; Actinopteri; Siluriformes; Bagridae. The record is from RefSeq and is a predicted model, not a curated record. Gene Ontology annotation, molecular function: oxidoreductase activity, acting on paired donors, with incorporation or reduction of molecular oxygen; heme binding; iron ion binding. Bases 290 to 1864 code for a protein of 524 amino acids. Gene Ontology annotation, biological process: C21-steroid hormone biosynthetic process; glucocorticoid biosynthetic process; cortisol metabolic process. Gene Ontology annotation, cellular component: mitochondrial inner membrane. The transcript has 9 exons.
CUCAAAGUUUAAAGGUGACCAGAAGUUCUGCUGUAAUGAGUCGGAAAAGAUUCAUAUCCUCUUUUAGACCUUUAUAAAAACCAGUGAUGGAUGUACUCUCCAAGGAUCUUUACACUUCCUUGGCUCUUCCUCGGAAACGCCCACUUUGGAGAACUUCCCCUCAAAUGUUCCUGUGUUGAAGAAUGUCCUUCAGUUCCUCUGCUGGAGCUUUGAGACGUGCUUUCUUCCCUUUAUCACUAUCUCUCUUUUUUUCAUUCUCAAUUUUUCCUUUUCUUUUCCACCUUCGGAGAUGGCUCUCCGGAACGCUCUUCUUCAUAUCAGCCGCAAAUCCGUGCACACUGAGACGACUUCGCUGCAAUUUCGCACGCUGUACAACUCAACCGUACCGGAGGAAACGGCACGAGCCGACACCGACGCCGAGCUGAAGCACGCGGGCCCGGUGAAGAGCCUGCGGGAAAUGCCCGGUCCCGGCGCCAUCGGGAACCUCAUCGAGUUCUUCUACAGAGACGGUUUCAGCCGCAUCCACGAGAUCCAGAUGGAGCACAGUCAGAAGUACGGGAAGAUCUUUAAGUCCCGCUUUGGGCCUCAGCUGGUCGUGUCGAUCGCAGACAGAGAUUUGGUGGCACAGGUGCUCAGGGCUGAAGGUGUAGCGCCUCAGAGAGCCAACAUGGAGUCAUGGAAAGAGUACAGAGACAUGAGGGGACACACCACUGGCCUCAUCUCGGCCGAGGCUGACGAGUGGCUGAAGAUGCGCAGUGUGCUGCGACAGCUCAUCAUGCGCCCACGCGAUGUCGCGGUAUUUUCUGAUGACGUCAGUGAAGUGGUGGCAGACCUGGUGAUAAAAGUACGCAAACUGCGCAGCCAGCAGCCUGACGGACUUACAGUCCUUAACGUCAACGACCUGUUCUUCAAAUUCGCCAUGGAAGGUGUAGCGACCAUCUUGUACGAGACCCGCCUGGGCUGCUUGGAAGACAAGAUUCCCAAGAUGAGUCAGGAAUACAUCGAGGCCCUACAUCUCAUGUUUAGCUCCUUCAAGACCUCCAUGUACGCCGGCUCCAUCCCCAAAUGGCUGCGACCCAUCAUUCCCAAACCGUGGGAGGAGUUCUGCCACUCCUGGGAUGGCCUCUUCAAAUUCAGCCAGAUCCAUAUUGACAGGAAGUUGGGAGAGAUCAAGCAGAAGGUCGAGAGAAGAGAGGAGGUGAAAGGAGGUCUGCUUACUCACCUGCUGGUCACCAAGGAGAUGUCUCUGGAGGAGAUCUAUGCCAACAUGACUGAAAUGCUCUUAGCUGGUGUGGACACGACCUCUUUCACAUUAUCUUGGAGUACAUACCUCCUGGCUAAGCAUCCCAUGGUGCAACAACAGAUCUAUGAGGAAGUGACACGGGUACUCGAUGGACGAGUCCCGACUGCAGAUGACGUUCCUCAGCUGCCGCUCAUCAGAGGGCUUGUCAAGGAAACGCUCCGGCUUUAUCCUGUUCUUCCUGGAAAUGGUCGAAUCACUCAGGAUGACCUCGUUGUAGGAGGUUAUUUCAUCCCCAAAGGGACUCAGUUGGCUCUUUGUCAUUACUCCACCUCUAUGGAUGAGGAGACUUUUCCCAAAGUGAAAGAGUUCCGUCCUGAUCGGUGGCUCCGUAAGGACACAUCGGAUCGAGUGGACAAUUUCGGCUCCAUUCCGUUCGGCUACGGCAUCAGGAGCUGCAUCGGCAGGAGGAUAGCAGAACUCGAGAUGUACCUGGCUCUCACUCAGCUCCUUCAGAAGUUCCACAUCGAGGUGUCUCCUCUCACGGGUGACAUCCGUGCCAAAACUCACGGCCUGCUGUGUCCCGCUGCUCCCAUCAAUGUCAAGUUUAUCGACCGUGUAUAAACCCUCAUCCCCUUCCUAAGUGUAUAUAUGUCUCUGAAAUUUUGUGUUUUUAAUCUCUUUUUAAGCCCUUGAGAAACAUAGGAUGUUUUAUUAAAUCUGAUUCGAAAAACUUAAUUUGAGCCAUUGCACCACUUUUAUUAUUAGUAUUAUUUUUAUAUUUAAACAUCAUUUAAAGCACUUCUUUUCAAAAUUAGAGUAGAGAGUACUUUAUUAAUCCCUAAUGGGCACUUUGGUAGCUUCUUCUUCUUCUUCUAUUAGCUAUACCCUUUUUUGUGACUGGAAAAGAAGACUAUAUAGAAGAAUAUAAUGAGUAGUUCCAUCCAGACGAGCUGCACUAUAAUAAUGCUGAUAAUAAUGAGAUAAGUACAAUCUGUCGCUAGAGUUAUAAAAAACAAAGACAAGCUGCGAAUGAUGUUAUUGUAGUUGCAUAAGAUCUCUCAUCAUGUUACGCAUGAAACGAACAACAAAGUUCAUCUAAUCGAGCGACCGCAUGAUAAUAGACUGUUAACUAUUUUAUUAAAACUACGUGAAUCUGCUCGGUGAUCGCAGUGUAACUAGCCAAACAGCAGGAUGUAGCGAUGUUGCCUGGGUUUAAAGCAAAACAGCACUAAAAAAUACGUAAAAAUAAAUAGCUAUGAAUCUCUGACCUCACUCCUACAUGCUUUUUCUAGUUCAUAAGGAUGUGUAUAAUGUAUAAUCAUUAUAGUGUAUAAUCUGAUGCCUGCUACAAGAAAAAUAUGACGUUAGGUAGCUUUCAGUUGUAAAUAAAUUGUAGUGAAGGAUAAAUUGUAGGCAAGCAUCCAAAAUGAUAACUGUUCUGUUUUAACUUUAUGCCUUUCUCGUCCUCAGCUUGUCCUAGGGAACACAGCCCAAGUGGUGUUAUUACUGUGUCAUAACAGCGUCAUUACAGCAAACCAGCUCUUCUAAAUCAUUUAUAAUCAUUUAACAAACGAUGUGACACAUAACAGGACUGUAUUGAUUGAAUGAUUUUACCUAUCAUGUGUUAAAAUAUGUUUUGCUUUGUCACAUUGGAGCAGUGGUUCAGUAACAUGCAGGAAUGUUUCGAGAAAAGUCUCGGUUUUUGUGUGUAAGAUGGUUUGUUGCUUUACAGUUAUGAAUAGUAAAUAUCAAUACCGUGUGUGUAAAUACUAAAUAAAUCACCUGA